This is a messenger RNA of Ostertagia ostertagi, 1296 nucleotides long. The record is from the annotation of a GenBank genome assembly. NCBI's taxonomy places the organism in Eukaryota, Metazoa, Nematoda, Chromadorea, Rhabditida, Trichostrongylidae.
AUGCAAAAUAAGCCCAACACCAUUCUUGAGACAGAACAAACGUGCUUUGUUCCAGAGUCGCGAGAGCCAGCACAGAUGGCCGCUGGAAUCGAUGAUACGCUGAUGUUUCACCGUAGAGCGCAGUAUGAAGCGCUGGCCAAAACAAAAAAGCGCACCUUUUACACAUUAGUGAAUGCGAUGAAAGAAAUGUGCAAGGAAGAAACGCGCAAUAAGAAAAUUAUCGCACUAGGUGAACUUAAGCGUCUCAGAAAACCCGAGUCACAGUCAGUAGGGGAUUUCUGUGUUGAAUUAGAGCGACUGACACGUAGAGCCUAUCCUGAAUUGGAGGAAAGGACGUUGUCAGUCAUUCGUGCAGACCACUUGUAUGACCAACUCUCCCACUGGGACGAAUCCUGUCCACCUACAAGAGGCUUUGGAAGGACCUGGUGGCGACAUAGUAAGCAGAGCUCGAAGCCAGCAAGAAUAGUAAGGCGAAUAAAGAAGGCACUGGAUAUGAAAUGCUUCAAAUGUAAGAAGGCCGGUCACAUGGCGCGUGGCUGCAAGAGUACGGUCACAGGCGAGACAAAUCGUCUUAUGUCCUUAUCGGCACGAGUUCGUGGAGUGAAUUGUAGUGAUAUUAGCAAUAAACACGGACAUGUUUAUAGCGAUCCUCCUCCAAACAUUGUUGGCAAGCGAUCAACAAUUGACGUGUCAAUCCGCAGGAGAGACAGGAAGGCUUUACUUGAUAUGGGAUCGGAAGUAUCGAUUCUAUCGGCAAAGGUGCUUGAAGAAGCCAUGGAAGACGGGAUCGACAUUGAUGCAAAGGUCAAACAAAUCGCUUCUACCAAAAUCGCUGAAAGGAGAGCGAUGGAUUUCCUGACCGCAGUUGAGAUCGAUGUAUUAGAUAAACGACAACAAGGGAACCCAGUGCGGAUGUUGAGAUCUGCUGGACAGCUAGUUGACCCCGACAUGUGGCUGAAUUACCUGUAUCCGACUGGACGAAAAUCGCCACCCAUCUUCAUUUCCACCGCUCUAUCGAAUCUCCAAAUGCGAAAGCAAAAAAUGAAACUUUUUGCGACGCUUCACCUAGCACGUGGCUGCCCUGCCACAACAUCGUUCCAAAAGCCCCUUGGCUCCGCCCAGAAAAAAAAGGUAAACAAAAAAUACGCCACGAAAAAUCUGUUCUCAACAUCUCCGAGUGUGCGACCGCAACUCACCAAAUGUGACGUACGACGUUCUUGUAGCGAAAUGACGCAACGCCUACGCGAAAUUGAGGAUCACAACAUCGCUAUGCGCCUUCAGGAAGAAGAAUUCAUG